Prosopis cineraria is the source of this 784-nucleotide messenger RNA. Its product is annotated as protein BUNDLE SHEATH DEFECTIVE 2, chloroplastic. The record is from RefSeq and is a predicted model, not a curated record. Lineage: Eukaryota; Viridiplantae; Streptophyta; Magnoliopsida; Fabales; Fabaceae.
CUUUACAGUCCAUAGCCUUCUCUCUCUCUCUCAUUUUUUAUUAAUAUUAUAAUUUUUUUUAUCCAUGGCUUCUCUCUCUCACUCUACUCUUCCACUCUCUUCUCUCACCACACCUUCUUCCUCUGCCUCCUCUUCCUUCCUCUGUUCUUGUUCUUCCACAUCCGCUCAGUUUCUUCUUUCCAAAUCCCAAUGGUCGUCACUGCCUCGCUUCCUCUGUAAGAGUAGGCCCAAGAAAAAAGCAACGGAUCAUGAAAGGCUCUUGAUGAUCGUCAAUCCCAUUUUGCUGUUUAAUGGUGUGAGCAGUUCCAGUAUCAAUUUCGAUACUCAGACCCUUCUCGUCACUGUUAGUGUUCUCGUCGCAAUUGCUCUCUCCUUGGUUCUUGGUCUUAAGGGGGAUCCUGUGCCUUGUGAGCGUUGUGGCGGCAACGGUGGAACAAAAUGCAUUUUUUGCAACAACGGUAAGAUGAUGCAAGAUAAGGGGUUAACUGACUGCAGAGUAUGUAAGGGCGCAGGAUUGAUACUAUGCAAGAAAUGUGGAGGUUCAGGUUACUCCAAAAGGCUAUGAGCUGUGAAUUUUCUGUUGUUAUUGAGACCAAUCUGUUCUGAAAUUUGUAAGAUCUCAUAACCACUUUUUCCUAAUCUCUUUGUCUAUGGACCAAUGUACUGCCCUGCUUGGCUCCUUCAUCAAUUGUCCUCUUUAUUGUGUCAAAUUGAAGCCUCAAAAGUAAGUCAAAUUUUGAUCUUAUGUUAAAUUCCCAUCAUAAUAUAACUUGGAUCCUCUCAA